Lactuca sativa (garden lettuce) is the source of this 930-nucleotide messenger RNA. RefSeq lists its product as uncharacterized. The record is from RefSeq and is a predicted model, not a curated record. Lineage: Eukaryota; Viridiplantae; Streptophyta; Magnoliopsida; Asterales; Asteraceae.
AUGUCCGUUGAAGAGGUGAUAGGAAGGCUCAAGGCCUAUGAAGAACGGAUGAAAUGUCAUGUUGAACCAGAAGAUAGAAAACUCCUCAUGACCUAUCAACAAUGGUCAGAGAAGAACAAGAAGAAAAGUGAGGCUGAUUCAAACGCAAAGGCAAACCGGGGUGGUUUCAAUAGUUCACGUGACAGAGGAAGAGGUCGUGGUGGCCGUGGCAGAGGUGUCACCAUAAUCAGGGAGGCCAAGGAAUUUGGGCACUAUGCAACAAAGUGCAAGAAACCAAAGAAGGAAAGAAAUCAAGAGGCUAACCUGGUCCAUGAUGAUAAUGAACUAGCCUUGCUGUUGGCAGCCUUUGAAGAAAUAGGGGAAGUGUUUUUAAAUGAAGAAAGAGUGAAGCCUGAAGUAAAGCGAAAUGGGGGAGCCUUGAAUCAGUCAAAGGUAAGGUAUCUUGACACUGGGGCAAGUAACCACAUGACUGGGGACAAAGAAAAGUUUCAAACACUAGACAAGAAAGUUCAUGGGGUUGUGAAAUUUGGGAAUGAGUCCAAAGUAAGAAUCGAAGGGAAAGGAUUGAUUCUACUCCAUUGUAAGAAUGGAGAAGAAAGAAAAUUGAGAGAUGUAUACUACAUACCUGACCUUUGUAGCAACAUAAUCAGCCUUAGACAACUCUCAGAAGGAGAUGAUGAGAUCAGAAUCAAGGAACCUUUCCUGUGGGUUCAUGAUGAUACCGGAAGACUAUUAAUGAAAGUGAAGAAGUCUCCAAACCGGCUCUACAAAAUCCAACUAGAAGAAGUUACACCAAGGUGCAUGAUAGCAAAUCUAAGUGGUCCAAAAUGGUCGUGGCACAUGAGGCUAGGCCAUGUGAAUUUCACCUCUUUAAAGGCUAUGGCUGAUAAAGGCCUAAUUGAAGGAACCCCCAAGGUGAUAGUACCAUAA